AUGUCUCUCUCUCGCCAUCUCGACGCGGACACCAUCCUUGCUCAGGCGGUCGACCAUCCGCACAGGAAACACGUCCAUCAUUCGCGCAACGAUAAACAACGACGCGAAAUCCACGAUGGAGCAUACUCAUCCCGCUUUGCAACUGAGCAGCUCCCCAAGUACAGCAUUCCCUCGACUGGCGUAAGCGCUCAUGCGGCCUACCAACUCGUUCACGAUGAACUCGACCUCGACGGAACCCCGUCGCUCAACCUGGCGUCCUUCGUACACACGUGGAUGCCUGAUGAGGGAAAGAAGCUGAUUAUGGAGAAUAUCUCUAAAAAUUUCGCUGAUCAAGACGAGUAUCCGGCUACCAUGGCUAUUCACACCCGUUGUGUGUCCAUGCUAUCUGACCUAUGGAAAGCACCUGACCGUGGAAAGGCUAUUGGAACGGCGACCGGAGGAUCAUCCGAGGCGAUCAUGUUGGGCGGUCUGGCCCUUAAGAAGCGUUGGCAAGCUGCUCGAAAGGCUGCCGGGAAAUCUAUCCAUGAGCCUGGCCCUAAUAUCGUCUUUGGUGCGAAUGCUCAGGUCGCACUUGAAAAGUUUGCCAGAUACUUUGAUGUUGAGUGUCGUCUUGUUCCGGUCGAUGAGUCGACGAAUCAUGUAAUGUCUCCUGAACGUGCCAUGGAUUAUAUCGAUGAGAACACUAUUGGUGUGAUGGUGAUUCUCGGCAGUACCUAUACUGGAGCUUUCGAAGAUGUCGAAGGAAUGGCUCGUCUCUUGGAUGAAUACGAGACCAAGACAGGAAUCAACGUCCCUAUCCACGUUGAUGCCGCUUCUGGUGGAUUUGUUGCUCCGUUCGCGUAUCCCAAAUACAAAUGGUCAUUCGAUAUACCACGUGUCGUAUCAAUCAAUACCUCUGGUCACAAGUUCGGUCUCGUCUAUGCUGGCUUGGGAUGGAUCAUCUGGCGCAGCGAGGAAAUGCUCCCCAAGGAACUGAUCUUUGAGCUCCAUUACCUCGGAAGUGUCGAAUACAGUUAUACCCUCAAUUUCUCUCGUAGCGCAGCCCCUAUUAUUGGCCAAUUCUUCAACUUUUUGAAUCUUGGGUUCGACGGUUAUCGUAGAAUUGCACUAAGCGACCUGCGUAACGCACGGCUCCUCUCCCGCGCACUAGAACGAUCUGGAUUCUUCAUUUGCUUGAGCAACAUCCAUCGAAAACUCGGAACAACUAAAGGCCUCGCACAAGCGAUCACAGAAACCCUCGCGGGAUUCGAUGAAGACGAUGCGGAGUUCUACGAGCGCGGAUUGCCCGUUGUAUCGUUCCGCUUUACCGACCAGUUCCGUCAAGAGAAUCCACAUGUGAAGCAAGUAUGGAUCCAAAAUUUGCUGCGUGCAAAGCAAUGGAUAGUUCCGAAUUAUGCUCUUCCGCCUAACGAAUCGGAUAUCGAGAUCCUGAGGAUUGUUGUGCGGGAGAGUAUGAGCGCCGAUCUUGUUGAAAAGGUUGUGGUUGACAUCUUGCAAAUCACUGAAUCGUUAAUGAAUGGUUCAAGUGACGUUGCCAUGAUGGCGACUGUCACAGCCCCCGCCGUGAACAAGGACACAGCUGGACACAGCCAAUUGGAUGAUUCGCAUCCUGACCAGCAGUCAACUACAACCUAUGCCAAACCUUGCUAA
Rhizoctonia solani is the source of this 1650-nucleotide messenger RNA. RefSeq names its product Pyridoxal-dependent decarboxylase conserved domain. Gene Ontology annotation, molecular function: pyridoxal phosphate binding; glutamate decarboxylase activity. Gene Ontology annotation, cellular component: cytosol. NCBI's taxonomy places the organism in Eukaryota, Fungi, Basidiomycota, Agaricomycetes, Cantharellales, Ceratobasidiaceae. The transcript is spliced from 13 exons. The record is from RefSeq and is a predicted model, not a curated record. The coding region runs from base 1 to 1650 and encodes 549 amino acids. Gene Ontology annotation, biological process: L-glutamate catabolic process.